Limulus polyphemus (Atlantic horseshoe crab) is the source of this 930-nucleotide messenger RNA. RefSeq names its product cadherin-3-like. NCBI's taxonomy places the organism in Eukaryota, Metazoa, Arthropoda, Merostomata, Xiphosura, Limulidae. Gene Ontology annotation, cellular component: plasma membrane. The transcript has 6 exons. The record is from RefSeq and is a predicted model, not a curated record. Gene Ontology annotation, molecular function: calcium ion binding. Gene Ontology annotation, biological process: homophilic cell-cell adhesion. The annotation marks the transcript as partial.
AUGGCUAACAAGAAUGUGUUAUGGGUUCAUAUGGCUAACAAUAAUGUGUUAUGGGUUCAUAUGGCUAACAAUAAUGUGUUAUGGGUUCAUAUGGCUAACAAGAAUGUGUUAUGGGUUCAUAUGGCUAACAAUAAUGUGUUCUGGGUUCAUAUGGCUAACAAUAAUGUGUUCUGGGUUCAUAUGGCUAACAAUAAUGUGUUAUGGGUUCAUAUGGCUAACAAGAAUGUGUUAUGGGUUCAUAUGGCUAACAAGAAUGUGUUAUGGGUUCAUAUGGCUAACAAUAAUGUGUUCUGGGCAUAUAUCUUUAACAAGAAUGUGCUGGGGGUUCUAAACAAUGAAGUGAUGUAUGAUAAUCGAUGUUACUUGACAAGUGGAGGUUCAUCUGAAAUAUUCACCAUAAACGAAGCGCUACCUGUUGAUUCCAUCCUCGGUAGGAUACAGGUUAACGGAAAUGCUGGUAACGAUGGUGACAUAGUGUUGUCUCUGGACGGUGACAAUCUUCCAAUUUCUAUCGAACCUUACACUAAAAACCUUAUCCUCAGACAGAAACUAGACAAGGAAGGAUUGGAGGGUGUUCAGACCAUUAGUGUGGACGUCAGUUGCUCAAAAACUGGGGUGGAGGACCCGAGUAUUAUCAUUCCAGUUCGUAUUAUCGUCACAGAUGCCAACGAUAAUGGCCCCAGAUUUAUAGGAAGUCCCUACACUCUCAACAUCAGCGAGAUAACGGUGGUCGGAACUGUGGUAAUGCAAGACAUCAAAGCCGUUGAUGACGAUCAAGCAGGUCUUUUCAACACUGUUGAAUAUUUCAUUGAGCGUGGACCUUAUUCGCAUCUCUUGGCGUUUGAUAAUCGUUUGGAAGGUAUUCUUAUCUUAAAUUCGCCACUGGAUUUUGAGACUCUCCCUAAAUUUUCAGUGAAAAUAAGAGCUCAG